This is a messenger RNA of Dunckerocampus dactyliophorus (ringed pipefish), 1345 nucleotides long. Its product is annotated as zinc finger protein 8-like. The record is from RefSeq and is a predicted model, not a curated record. The coding region runs from base 267 to 1268 and encodes 333 amino acids. Gene Ontology annotation, molecular function: RNA polymerase II cis-regulatory region sequence-specific DNA binding; DNA-binding transcription factor activity. The transcript is spliced from 2 exons. NCBI's taxonomy places the organism in Eukaryota, Metazoa, Chordata, Actinopteri, Syngnathiformes, Syngnathidae. Gene Ontology annotation, biological process: regulation of transcription by RNA polymerase II.
GGAAGUAGUAAACAAGGCAAGGUAAAGGGUUGGAAGGAUAGCGGGUAGUAAAUUCGCGUUAUUUCUUUCAUUUCUAUGUUUGUAUUUUUGUCUGUCGUAUAACAAGCUGUACCUUAUUCGUUGUGCAUGUCAGGAUAAACUCGUCAUAGUUAACUUUGAAGCUUCUCAGGCUAAUUUAGCUUGCUAGCUGAUGAACAAGAGACGCGUAAAUUAUCAACACAUCGCUGAGCUCAAGUGUGAGUCUAGGGUGUUAUGAUUGUGUGAAAAUGUGUAAAGUACAAAUGCUGAGAGCGUUGGUGAAUCAGCGGCUAACUGCGGUGGUUGAAGAAAUAUUUAUAGUGUUAGAAAGAACGAUAGCAGAGUACGAGGAGGAACUUUCUCGAAGAAAAGACGAGAACGAGCGACAGCGUCAACUACUGGACGCCUUUUUCAAGAAGCAAGACGUUCUGUUACACAGAGCAGAUGUCAGUGAAGAAGAUCUUCCCUCUGAGAAGCAAGAGUGGAGUUCCUGGAUGGAGCAAGAGGAGCCCCAGCCCCUACGCAUUAAAGAGGAAGAGGAGGAUCACAGCGUCAGUCAGAAGGGAGAACAUCUUGAAGAGCUGGAGGAGUUUCUAUUGAUUUGUGUCCCUGUAAAGAGUGAAGAUGAUGAGGAGAAAAAAGAAGUGGAGCCUCCAAGCAGCAGCUCAACUCAACACAUAACAGAAGCUGAUGGAGACCACUUUGGCAGAUCGGACGACAUCUUAGCUCCACUAUCAGAUAGUGAUGACACAACGUCACACUCUCCUGACACUGACGAAGAAGACUCUAAAGCUGAUAUGACAUGUGACACUGACAACACACAUUGGAAAUGCUCUCAAUGUAACAAAACCUUUAAUUACCAUAGUAAUCUGAAAAUACACAUGAGGACUCACACAGGAGAGAAACCAUACGUCUGUUCAGUUUGUGGUAAAAGGUACUCUCAGAAGGUACAUUUGACAAUACACACAAGAACACACACCGGAGAGAAACCUUUUUCAUGUUCAGUGUGUGGUAUUGGCUUUGUACGAAGGGAUGAGCUGAAAAUACACACAAGAAUACACACCGGAGAGAAGCCUUUUUCCUGCUCAGUGUGUGGUGUAGGUUUUGUACGAAAUCAAGAUUUAAAAAGACACAUGAGAAUACACACCGGCGAGAAAGUGUUCAGUUGCGGUGUGUGUGAAGAAAGAUUCUCUUAUAAGUACCAGGUUAACAAUCACAAGUGUGCUGGUGAGAGCAGUCACAGGAAAUGAAGCUGCAGGGCUUUAAUUAAAUUGUCAGGACUUCUAACAGCAUAACAUGUGACAGCAUUGUUGUGUGUCUAGCACAA